Molecule: messenger RNA, 974 nt
Organism: Lolium rigidum
Lineage: Eukaryota; Viridiplantae; Streptophyta; Magnoliopsida; Poales; Poaceae
Exons: 6
Coding region: 1-684 (227 amino acids)
Source: RefSeq, a predicted model, not a curated record
AUGCAGAGGCUCUCGCAGGGGGCACUCCGCCGCCUCCUCUCGCCGCCGUUCGCCGCGGCAGCUGCUCGCUGGGCAGCGCCGGUGACAGCGGAGGCAGGGUCCGGAGGAGGAAUCCCCAUCUUACGCUUCGGCAGCAGCGCCGGGGUUGCGGCGACUGGUUGGAGUGGCGGAUCAGGGAUCCGCUUGUGCCGUAGGUUCUGCACCUACAACGAGAGAGAUGACAGGGCACUUGAGGAAGAAGUUGAAAAGAAAUUUGGAUGGAUGUUGAAGAUAUUCUUCAUAGGAACUGCUGGCCUUGUUGGGUGGCAAUUCUUUCCUUACAUGGGGGAUAACCUACUACAGCAAUCCAUUACGCUUUUACAUGUCAAAGAUCCCUUGUUCAAGCGGAUGGGAGCUUCCCGAUUAGCUCGUUUUGCAAUUGAUGAUGAAAGGAGAAUGAAGGUGGUAGAGAUGGGGGGAGCUCAAGGAAUUCUUGAAGUGUUAGAAGGUGCUAAAGAUGAUAAAACACGCAAAGAAGCCCUGAAAGCUCUUGUGGCACUUUCGAAGUCAGAUAAAGCUGCGGAGUUUUUGGACAAGGCAGGUGCCUACGCCAUCGUCACUUCCACUCCGAAUUCCCCUGAAUAUAACGAGAUCGAGACCUGCAAGACUAGCCUUCUUAAGGCGUUUGAUCAACUGAAAUCGUGAUGGCCAAGGGCCCUGAGUAAAUUCAUCUACAUGUUUCCUCUAGACUGGAAUUUAAUGGUACCUUUACUUUAAUUGAGGCAAGAAAGCCAGGUCGGUGCACUUCUUUUUUUUCCCUGAGUGUUCCAGCUUGACACCUCGGUUUUGUCGCUGGAAACCAUUUUGUCUGAUACAUUUGUUCCAAACAAGUUUGGGGUGCUUUCUUUGUAUGAUGGGGAUCUAUGCAGCUAUUUAUUAGUUAUGUGAUUGAAUCAGGUUAUAAUGUUAAUAAUCACUAAAGUAUUCUAUGUUUG